This is a messenger RNA of Ophidiomyces ophidiicola, 3486 nucleotides long. RefSeq names its product bifunctional endoribonuclease/protein kinase ire1 (gene IRE1). The record is from RefSeq and is a predicted model, not a curated record. Gene Ontology annotation, molecular function: protein serine/threonine kinase activity; ATP binding; RNA endonuclease activity. Lineage: Eukaryota; Fungi; Ascomycota; Eurotiomycetes; Onygenales; Onygenaceae. Gene Ontology annotation, cellular component: IRE1-TRAF2-ASK1 complex. The coding region runs from base 1 to 3486 and encodes 1161 amino acids. Gene Ontology annotation, biological process: protein phosphorylation; mRNA processing; intrinsic apoptotic signaling pathway in response to endoplasmic reticulum stress. The transcript has 2 exons.
AUGGUGUGGCGCCUUCGGGGGGCCCGCACCUCACUCCCAGCUGGAAUCGCCCUUUUACUUCCGUUCUUCGCAGCUCAGCAGCAGUUGCUCUUCUCCUCCGCCGCCCGCAAUGGCGACAUUUCCGCUUCAUCUCUUGAGAGAGCUCAUCUCAGCAUCCCCGAUUCCCAAGCCGACCGUGUAGAGUCUUCCCUCACCGAUGCGAGCGCCCUCGCAACUUUGGCUCUGGCUGGGUCAGACCCAGCCGUUCGAGCACCGCCUGUUCAGAUUCGUAGCCGGACACAGUCGGCUCUGCAGCUCCAAGCGCGGUCUUUACAGGACUGGGAAGUUGAGGACUUUGUCCUUUUGGCGACCGUCGACGGAACAAUUCAUGCGCGAGAUCGGAAGACUGGUGCUCCUCGCUGGGCCUUGGAAGUGCCCAGUAGCCCAAUGGUUGAGACUAUCGAUCAUAGAGCCAAUUGGUCAGACCCGAAAGGUACUCCCAGAGAAGACCAUCUUCUUUGGAUUGUUGAGCCCAGUCGCGACGGUAACCUGUUCAUCUACAACUUGGCUCCAAAGGGAGGGCUGCACCGUUUGGGCUUAACCGUUAAAAUGCUAGUGGACGAAACGCCCUAUUCCGGUGCUGAUCCGCCCGUCACAUACACCGCAAGAAAAGAAACAACCCUCUAUACAGUCGACGCACGAACUGGCGCGAUCCUUCGUGUUUUCAGCUCCCGUGGUUCCACCCCUCCAGACCAAACAUGCCGCAGGCUGAAUGAAUUUGGGAUUGUUGCUGAUGGAGAAUGUGAAUCCAUGGGCACACUUACCCUUGGCCGCAUCGAAUAUACCGUCACCAUUCAAAAUACACAGACUGGUACGCCUAUCUGCACCAUCAAGUAUGCAGAGUGGGCCCCGAACAACCGCGAUGCCGACCUUCAGAGCCAGUAUUCCCAAACCAUGGACGAACGACAUAUAUACAGUAUGCAUGAUGGCGUGAUCUUCGGCUUUGACCAUUCCAAAAUUGAUGGACGCCGAUAUACACAAAAGUUUUCCUCGCCUGUUGCUCGAGUCUUUGACGUUGCCCGACCCACGACUAUGGAAACGCCGGAUACUCCCUUAGUUCUUCUCGCACAACCCCUGCCGAAUGAGGACUACAGUGUGACUGGAAUUGAAGGUCGGGAAUCUCGUGUUUUCCUCAAUUGCACAGAAUCUGGUGGUUGGUAUGCCAUGUCGGAAAUUUCAUACCCCCUAGUCACUGGUCGUGCCAGGCGAGCUGGAUGUUACGAGAAAGACUUUGAAAUGAAAAAGAAGCCGUUGGCAUCCCUGACUCUUCCCCAGCAGAAGAAAGCAUUGGUCGGGGUUCAUCUACUUGCUGAGUCCUCGAAUCGUUUCCACAACACUGUACCCAGCAUCUCCGGCCCACCCUCGGAUCACACCAACGAUACCCCUCGAGAUAUUAUCGAGGAACCGCAAAAAUUGCCUACGCCAGCACCCGCGCGGAUUAAUAGCGUUAUUAUACAAAAGGGCUGGGAUAAUGUGCUUGACAUUUUUGUCACUAUUAUUCUCGUACUUAUCGGAGCAUUUGUGUAUCUCAAUAGCCGCAACAUUCAAGAACUUGCUAAACAAAAACUCGAUCUAAAAAACAUCAUCUCUCUGGAUACUCCGACCUCGGCACCUCCAACUCCUAUGGUUACCUCCAACAGCCAAUCAGACAUUUUGAAAGAUUUAUCUGUAGGACCUACCGAGCCCCCAACCAUAAAAAUUCAACCGGAAAGCGAAGCUCAGGAAACCCCACUACCUGAACGUCCGGUCACUCCGCGCCCUAGUACACCCUUCAAUGACAGCGGUAUCGUAGAACCGGCAGACGAUGCAUCCACUGCGCCAGACCAGAAUGGCACCCCCCGUGUCAGGAUACAAGAAAACCCCAAGGAAGAGAUCGAAGAAGUCGACAAUUUGGCACCCAGAACACCCGAAAAAAAGAAGAAAGCCAGGCGUGGCCGUCGAGGUGGCCAGGCUCAUAAACGUGGCAAAAAACCCAUGGCUGACGACGACGAGGACCAGAGUCCAGGCAAUGAAGCAACAAGUCGUGAUACAAAAGUGCCGUCUCCUCCAUUGCUACAUCCCGAGCUGUCUAGAACCAAGGCUCCAUCUGCUGAAUUGAUUGAGACAGAUGGCUCAAUCCGAAUUGGCCAGCUUAAGGUUUAUACUGACACCGUGCUUGGCCAUGGGAGCCACGGCACAGUUGUUUACAAAGGGACAUUCGAUGGCCGUCAUGUUGCCAUUAAACGAAUGUUGGUUGAGUUCUAUGACGUGGCUGCUCAUGAGGUGGGGCUGCUGCAGGAAAGCGACGACCAUAAUAACGUCAUCCGAUAUUUUUGCCGUGAACAAACAGCUGGAUUUCUGUACAUCGCCUUGGAACUUUGCCCUGCUUCUCUUCAAGAUAUUGUUGAACGACCAUGGGAUUAUCCCUCUCUUAUUACGGGCGAUUUGGCUUUGCCAGACGUUCUCCGGCAGAUCACCGCUGGGGUUCGGUACCUCCAUUCCCUAAAAAUUGUUCAUCGUGAUCUCAAGCCUCAGAAUAUUCUCGUAGCUACACCUAAAGCUCGAAAGGGAUCAGGCUCACUGCGUUUACUAAUCUCUGAUUUUGGUCUUUGCAAGAAGUUGGAAGACAACCAAAGUUCAUUCAGAGCCACUACCGCUCAUGCAGCCGGUACAUCUGGUUGGCGUGCUCCCGAACUUUUGGUCGAUGACGAAGGCCCAGCGAACCCAGCAAUGUGGUCCAACAACAGUAUGGACUCAUCCGAGCCCGCUGUAGUAGACCCUCAGACUAACCGCAGAGCUACACGAGCCAUCGAUAUCUUCUCUCUUGGCUGCGUUUUCUACUACGUUCUUACCCGCGGUGGCCAUCCGUUCGACAAAGAUGGCAAGUUUAUGCGCGAGGCAAAUAUUGUGAAAGGGUAUCAUAAUUUAGACGAACUGAGGAGACUAGGUGAUUAUGCUUUCGAAGCUGACGACUUGAUUAAAAGAAUGUUAUCGCUUGACCCGCGUAGUCGACCUGACGCUACAACUGUUAUGAUGCACCCAUUCUUCUGGUCGCCCGCCGAGCGUCUUAGUUUUCUCUGUGACGUCUCAGACCAUUUCGAAUUCGAACCACGCGACCCGCCUUCACCCGCUCUUCAAUGCCUUGAGUCCAUCGGUCCCAACGUCCUUUUCCCGGAUAUGGACUUUCUCAGGGCUCUCCCAAAAGACUUUAAAGACAGUCUUGGGAAGCAACGAAAAUACACGGGCAGCAAGAUGCUCGAUUUACUGCGUGCGUUGCGCAACAAACGCAAUCACUACAACGAUAUGCCUGAACAUCUCAAAGCCAACAUUGGCGGGUUACCAGAUGGAUAUCUGCAGUUCUGGACCGUAAAAUUUCCGAGCUUAUUGAUAAAUUGUCAUUGGGUAGUGACAGAGCUUGGUUUGACGACGUUGGAGAGAUUUAAACGAUAUUUCACUCCCCCAGAGUAA